Molecule: messenger RNA, 1806 nt
Organism: Prunus avium (sweet cherry)
Lineage: Eukaryota; Viridiplantae; Streptophyta; Magnoliopsida; Rosales; Rosaceae
Product: DYAD protein
Biological process (GO): reciprocal meiotic recombination; meiotic cell cycle; meiotic sister chromatid cohesion
Source: RefSeq, a predicted model, not a curated record
GGGAAUUUGGCGGUUAGGGUUUUAGGAGAAAGUGGGACAGAACGAGCGAGCAAGCGACCUUUGCUUAUUUUUGUUUUGCACUCCUUUUCGGGGGACUGAGGAGGCACCUUCGCCCUCACUUAGACCUCACACUCGCUUCAGCUGAAAUUGCUGCUCUCUCUUCGUAUUUCUGCCCCAACAAAACCCUAGAGAGCAUUCGUUCUCAUUGCAUGUGCUUCUGUCACUGGCAAUUCAGCUGAGAGACACCCAGAUGGCACAGUGGGGUACUCGUCGUAGGCGAGUUAAGUUCCUUGGCCAACAUGAAGAAAACAAACCCCAAAUUUCAUCCAGCAUCACUGAGGAAGAAAAUUCAACAGAUGAAUUUAAAGUAGCUGUGAAAGCUGAACCUCUAGAAAUACCAGAAAUCAAGAAGAGGAAGCGCCUCAGCCUAGGCAAAGGCAGAUGGACAACUAGUAGCUCUAAGGGUAGGACAAAGAAGCGUAAUAAUGUGACUGAAAGAUGGACAGCUGAAAGGUAUAAGCUGGCAGAGGAAAGUAUGAUGGAAGUUUUGAAGGCUGAAGGGGCAACUUUUGGAAACCCAAUUUCCAGGCUAGAACUCAGAUCAUUAGCUCGUAAGCGAAUUGGUGAUACCGGGUUGCUCGAUCACUUACUGAAGCACAUUGAUGGUAAAGUGGCACCAGGUGGGACUGAGCGGUUUCGGCGGUGGUUCAACACCAAUGGAACAAUGGAGUAUUGGUUGGAGAGUGCUGAUCUGGUUAACAUUCGUCAGGAAGCUGGGGUGCAUGAUCCUUAUUGGAUUCCACCAUCUAAGUUGAUGCCAGGUGGUGCCCCCUCAGAAGAUUCCGUUGCUGCUGCAGAAUUGAAGCUACUCAAGGCAGAAGUGGAUAAAAUGAAGAGUGAUAUGCAGGAGCUGCUGUUAUCCAAGAAGCAAGAGAAAGACCGAGCCAAUCAGCAGAAUAUGCUUGAGGAUUUGUUGAAAUGGAAAGCUCAGACUGAGCAAAGCUUGAAAGUGAUUUUAGGUUCUUGGAAGGGUAUGCAGGACAAGUUUGAGGAAUUAAUGAUGUGGAAAGCUAAAGUUGAGCAACAGGUAGCUGAAAUGACUAAUGUCAUGAGUAAUAUGCAAGUACCAAAGCAAUACACUGCCACCAACCCUGAAACAUCUGAGCGAUGGGAAGAUUGGCUAGAGAGCACCAACCUCGAUAAUUUUCAGGGAAAUGAACUUGUGCCUUGGUUUGAGAGCACGAAUCUGGUUAAUGCUGAGGAAGGAGUUAUAAUCCAAGAUCCCUACCUAGCCCCGCCACUUAGAUCAAAGCAUGGUGAUAGCUCAUUUCCAGACCCUUUUUGCAAAAUCAAGGAAGAAAUUACUGAAAUGGAGAGAAACAGAGAUGUGCAUGAGCUGAUACCAAGGAAACAAAAGGAAUAUCAAGCUAAUGUGACCCCUGAUUCUUCUGCUACUGCAAAUUCAAAGUCAGAGAUUGAUAAUUUGUUUAUGUUUCAGGAAAUGUUACAGGAGUUGUUCAAUUGGAAAUCUAUGACGGAGCAGAAGCUGAGUGAGAUGUCAAAUUCCGUGAAUGCCAUCAAGCAGACAUCAAAACUAAUGAGUCCUCCAUUCCCUCCGCAGCUGCCAGAAGAUGGAAAUCUGAGUAUGGAAUAUCAUCCUUGUUUCAUGUUUUAGGAUGGAUGACUUUAGAUUGGUAAGUACCAUAGGAUUAGAUGUUGUAUAGCUGCAGCCUGAAAACCCCAUUCCAACUUUACUAAACCCAGUGAGAGACCCACUUCUAACCUACAUGACGAGUCGAGUCAAAA